CGACGCUAAACGGAACCAAGCUGGCAACCCGGGCCGCCGGCCUGCUCGGUCGGCACAGAGGGAAGAUGGUGGAGUCCGCGACAGCAGCGUGCUCAACACUCCGUCCCACACGCUCCAGGGAACCCUCCCUGCCUCGGCCUGGUACAGGACACAGAUUACCCGGGGACAACCACAGAUAAUACAGCGACACGACCGUGACCCCCCCCCCCCCCCUCUCCUCCUCCUCCUCCCCCUCCCCCGGAACAACUCGCUCUAAUUCUCCACUCCGAGGAGGGCGGAGAGUUGUGGAACGCGGUGGCGGGUCGGUGUUCGCUGGGGGACGCCAGUCGUCGUUAGCCGCAGUGAGGAAGUGUGGAGGGAGACCCGGCUCCUGGAGCUCUCUGCCGUCCGGUCCGCCGCCGCCGCCGCCGCACUCGACAAACUUACCAGCGGAGCCGGGCCGCUGUUCGGCACUGGGCGCAGGCCAACUUCGGUUAGCUCCCCUCGGCUAGCUCCGGUCGGAGCGGCUCCUCGACAUGCCGCGGAGCAAGAAAGGGAAACGUGGCUCCGGCAAACCGGGCUCCCUCCGUCAGGAGGUUCUUCAGCUGCAGCUGUCGACUAAAGCGUCUCUGAAAGGUAUUAGAAAUGGGGUGAAGGGGGAGUCGGGUGCCAGUGACGAUGAGCUGACAUCUGAUAUUCUCAGCCACUGCAGCAGUGCCAGCGAAACAGCUUCUGUGCUGGAAGAGGGCACAGGGGCUGAGCAGGUGGAUGAGCUGACCGCCCAGGAGGAAACAGAAGAUAAACUCAAACAGUGUAUAGACAACCUGACAGAUAAAAGUGCUAAGACUCGCCUGGCCGCUCUGGAGUCGUUGCAACAGGCCUUCUCCUCCAGAGUGCUGUACGACUUCCUGACAGAGAGACGCCUCACUGUGAGCGACUGCCUGGAAAGAAACCUUAAAAAAGGCGGUGGAGAGGAACAGGCAGCGGCGGCCACAGUCUUCGCCCUGCUCUGCAUCCAGCUGGGGGGUGGAGACGAGGCAGAGGAGGGCUUCAAGAUGCUUCGCCCUGUCCUCACUGCCCUCCUCAUAGACAACACUGCCAGCAUAGUCGCCCGCCAGAGUUGUGCCAGAGCUUUGGGGAUGUGCUGUUAUGUGUCUACUGCUGAAGAAGGAGAGGACUUGGUCAAGUCGUUGGCCCUCCUGGAGAGCAUAUUCAUGUCUUCCUACCCCAACAGAGAGGGGACACUGCCCACGCCUAAACCUGGUUGUCCAGGCCUCCACAUGGCUGCUCUGCAGGCCUGGUCCCUGCUGGUCACCCUCUGUCCCGCUUCCAGACUCACUGUGCUGCUCGACCUUCACCUCCCCAAACUGCAGGCGUGUCUGCAGAGCAACGACGUCAACUACAGGAUCGCAGUGGGAGAGACGAUCGCCCUGCUGGUGGAGCUGGGGCGGGACAUAGACGAGGAAUUUGAGGUGGAGGACAGUGAAAGUCUGUGUGAAUGUCUGAAGAGUUUAGCAACAGACGGCAACAAACACCGAGCCAAGAACGACAGGAGAAAACAACGCUCCAUCUUCAGGGAGGUGCUACAUUACAUAGAGCAGAACGAGGACUUCACGGUGGAGAAGAUCCGGUUCGGAGUGGAGAGCGUUUACAUCGACGCCUGGAUGAGGAGAAGAAUCUACGAUGCCUUCAAAGAGAUCCUGGAGUCCGGAGUCAGGCACCACCUGCAGUUCAACCCACUACUGAGAGACAUCUUCGGCCUCGGUCCCCCCCUCAUCCUGGACGCUACCGUCAAAAGCAACAAGAUCUCACGAUUCGAGAAGCAUCUUUUCAACUCGGCUGCCUUCAAGGCCAGGACGAAACAGAGGAACAAAGUCAGGGACAAACGGGCUGACGUCAUGUGAGAGAAGGACGGGGUUAAGGGAUGAGAUGGAUACAAAACGAUGCCUUAAGUGCUCCAGCUGUCCGACACACUCGGCAAACCCCCAAAAAGGGCUUUUUCACCUGCAACUAAAUUCUCCAGAUUCAAGAUGGCCACCCUUUAUUCUUUUACUCCCGUGGGCAAAGGAACUUUUUUACAAUUGCUCAUUGUUUCACACAGACCAACUGUAAAUCAAUGCUAAACUUCAUUCCACAGAAGAGUAGCUGUUCUGUGCACAUUUAAUGAGAUCUUCAGAUGUCAGAAAAGGACUUUUGUACAAUAAAAAAACCACAGAGGAAGUAAGGUAUUAAGUCUCCCUGUAAGAGUCGGACAUUUUGAAGCUUUCUGGUACAUUUCAGAUCUGUGGAGGGGUCACUGAAACCCUCUUUGGUGCUGAUGGUUAUUGUUUUUAAUACACUGCUUUAGCUACUGCCCUGUGGUUUGACAGGUCAGUCAAAUCACUUUUUUAAUCCUAAUUUCUGUUGCCUUGUCCUGGACGUAACGGGUCCUGGUUGAGCGGAAUGUUCUGUAACGAAAACCAAAAAAGAAUCCACAGGAAACUCUUCUUCUAUGGGCGGAAUUGUUCCUUGCCUCCCCCUCAUUCGUCCUCUUGUCUCCACACAGUCACCACUACAGCUGCCAAACCAGAAACGGAUUUUAACAAACAGCGCAAUUUAGAAGAAAAUGAGUGUGGUGUUUGUGUGCAAUUGUUUUUAUUGAAUUUUAUUUAACAACCAUGAGGUAAAAUAAAAACAAAAACAGAAAAUAUGCCUAAUUAAAACAAUGAAAUCAAUGAGCUAAUAUUGUCAUAAUUUUAUUCAUAUUUUUGAGAGGACAAAUACGUUUUAACCAUUUCUGGUGGAUAAUUGUAAUUGUCUUUCUAAUUUAUUCUAAAGAACAGCGGGAAUUUUUAAGAAACUUUAAAACUGCUAUGAACUGUUUACAGAUACAAUUAUGGGAAGAUUACAAGUAUUUCUAUUUUUGGGGGUUUUAUUGUAUUUUAAUGCGGGUUUGGUGGGUCAUACAAUCUAUCCGUGUGUGUGUAUUGCACAUAAACUGUACAUAAGGAUUCAUGAGGAGACAGACAUGUACUUGAACCAUUAGAUGCAUUUGAAUGAUCUCACCUCUGAUGAGCAGUAGACACACACACAGGCCUCUAACCAGAGCUGCUGAUCACAGGACUUUGGUGGUGUUUAUCCUCGUGGUUGGGUUGGCGUCUCAAAUCCAUUUGAAUUAGAUUCAAAAGGCAUAUUUAAGAGCUGCACGGAAGUCUCUGUACCUUGUUGGAAAUUUCCAAGCUGCUGCUGAGACUCCCCAAAGUGUCUUAUCAGUAGUUCUGGUGCUAAGGCCCAAGGGAUCAUGGAUGUAAUGAAAUAAAGAAUAUGUGACCACUUUU
This is a messenger RNA of Scophthalmus maximus (turbot), 3296 nucleotides long. It is a transcript of the gene ifrd2, whose product is annotated as interferon-related developmental regulator 2. The coding region runs from base 516 to 1883 and encodes 455 amino acids. The record is from RefSeq and is a predicted model, not a curated record. NCBI's taxonomy places the organism in Eukaryota, Metazoa, Chordata, Actinopteri, Pleuronectiformes, Scophthalmidae. The transcript has 13 exons.